Hypanus sabinus (Atlantic stingray) is the source of this 2192-nucleotide messenger RNA. Its product is annotated as fetuin-B-like. The record is from RefSeq and is a predicted model, not a curated record. The transcript is spliced from 8 exons. Gene Ontology annotation, molecular function: cysteine-type endopeptidase inhibitor activity. The coding region runs from base 153 to 1223 and encodes 356 amino acids. Gene Ontology annotation, biological process: negative regulation of endopeptidase activity. Gene Ontology annotation, cellular component: extracellular region. Lineage: Eukaryota; Metazoa; Chordata; Chondrichthyes; Myliobatiformes; Dasyatidae.
CAAAUUGUGUUCUGCAAAUCCUCUGUGACCCCUGGGAUAACUGGCUUAGAGUACAUUCAGCAGAACUGUGAAUUCCUCAACACUCAGUGAGUUUCCUAAUGUUGGAGAGACAAUUCAUGGAGGCCCUCUGAAGUCGUGCAGCUCCAUCAUUCAUGUUUUCAGAUAACAUGAAACUACUGAUGGUACUUGUGGUCAGCAUUCAACUCUUCCAGCCCUCUCCUGCAGCCUCCUUCAGGGCCCUUUCCUGCAAUGAGCAGAGGGUGGUGAAGGCAGCAGAACUGGCAGUAGAACACAUCAAUGCUGACCAGCCAGGAGAAUACAAGUACGUGCUGAACAAAAUUGAAAAUGCCCAGGAAGACCGAAGCAAGCAAGCCACACCUUCUGUUUACCUCGAAUUUGAAAUACUAGAAACCAGAUGCCACUCACUGAACCCCAAACCUGUGGCACAGUGUGAAGUACGAUCAGGUCCUGAAGCUAUUUCUGGUGACUGUAAAGUACAGUUACAAAUGAACAAAACAACUGGAUGCAUAAAGGUCGACAGGUAUUGGUGCUUAAUAUCACCAGAUUCCGACGACAUGGUUCUGAGACCCUGUCGAGAUUGCCCACAUCGUAUAGCUUUAAAUCAUUCUGAUGCCAGUUACGCUGUUACCGCAGCAUUACACAAAUACAACCAAAACAGCAGCAAGCCAAAUUAUUUUGCUGUACAGAAAAUAACAAGAGCUUCCUCCCAGAAGCUUGCUGGGAAGAAAGUAUUUGUUGAAUUUGUAAUCCAAGAAACUAAAUGUCCUAAAACUUCUAGUCUUCCGAACUGUACAGAAAACAAAGGCAAAUUUGCUUCUCGUAAUAAAGGUUUCUGUGCUGCCUCUGUCUAUAAACCCAUUACUGGGCACGAGAAAGUGGAAGUGAAAUGUGAACACUACAGACCAAAGGUCAUAAGCUCGACGAAGAAUAAACCUGCAAAUUGUAUCCAGCAAAGACUUCGACACAAAGGACAAGGAAAAAGAAAUAAGAGGCAUGCCAUUCAAAAGAAACAACUUGGUAAUAAAAGGGCAAAACUACGUGGUGGAACUCCCAAGAGAAUUGAAUCAUCUGAAGAAGUACGGGGCGCACUGGGUUUUGAAAUAGGUACAGGUAGUAGAAAUAACUUUCCAAGACUGCCUGCUCCACGAAAUAUAUGCCCAGGGAGAGCUCGCUACUUUGCAGGGCCCACAGUGUCUAUUUGACAGGUCUCUGAAAUAAAUCCAGAGUAGAGAACACAAUGGACUGAAAAUCCAAUCUUUUUAAAUGUUGCAAUACAGUUUAUAUUGAUUGUGCAAGGCACACAUCUAAAGCAUUAUUAAAUUGGAAGGAAUGAUCAGCAUUAGCUUGAAAUUAAAAGUCUGAAAUAAAUACUACUCUUAAAAAAAUUAAUACACACCAUUCCUGUUUAUGGUAUUGAAUGCAUGCACAUUCAGUAAUAACAGUUCAGUUACAAUAUGCUAUGUCAUUUCAGUUACCCUCACUAAAAGCCUAUCUUGCUGUUUGAAAAGUUAUUUGUGCUGAUCGGCCUUUUCCUUAUGUUAGAAAAACUACUUAUCUGAUGUACUGGAAGUACAAAAUAUAAUUCUGUCUUUCAGCUGUUUCAGCUAGCAAACUUCGCCUCAUCAGCACAUUAUAAAUUUGGAUUUUUUUUUUGUUCUUUACUCUGUAACAGAAUUUCUUUGUUUGGAUCCAUUGUACUGUACAAAGUUUGAAGUCUGGUGUCCUCAUUAUUAAAUCCUUUCUUCCUACCUGCCCCACUCCUCCCUCCUGAUCAUUCCGUAAUCAUCCUUAUUACAAAGAAAACCAUCCAAAUUGUUCAGGUAGUUCUUUAAGUUUAUAUAUUUUCCAGCAACACACACACCGGAUUGAAUAAAUGGGUUUUGCUAUCCUUUAUGCUCACAGUUGUCCAUAGCUUUUGUGGAGCAUAAAUUGGCACAGAAGUCCAAUGUGAGAGUGGAGAGUGCAGCUAAUAGGUAAAACAACAUUGUACCUCUUUGGCCAAUUAACUUGAAAAUUCCUUACUGAGCUGUCAAAUGCAGGAAGCAAAAUAAAGUCAGGGCUUGGACACUAUUAAGAGAAUAUAAAAGAGUAAGAAAAAAAGCUAAAUAAUAAUUAAAAAUUCCAACAGUAAUUAGAAGUUAAUUGAAUAGAACUUCAUACUUGUAAGUACA